Auanema sp. JU1783 is the source of this 5964-nucleotide messenger RNA. NCBI's taxonomy places the organism in Eukaryota, Metazoa, Nematoda, Chromadorea, Rhabditida, Rhabditidae. The record is from the annotation of a GenBank genome assembly.
AUGCGAUCAUCUUCGUCAAUUGAACGAAUCCACGAACGUCCCAUGUCAUCUGAAUCGACAGCGAAUUCUUCAUCUAUCCCGAUUAUUCAAUCUAAUAAUAAUCUUCAAAUUGAUAUGAACUCCGAAAUGACUGAUUCUGGAGUCUUCUUGUCUCCAAUCAUUUCGCCUCAACCAGAAUCCUUUUUGGAAGAGCAACGCUUUGUUCUAUCAUCUGAUUCUGAUAUAUCAUUAACACAAUCAUUAGAGCAACACAAGUAUUCUAAUAAUCCAUAUGAAAACUCGUGUGAUAGCUCAUCGUUAGAGGAAGAAUCGGAAGAUGAAUACUCAUCAGAUGAAUACAGUCAGACGACGUCACAUCAUCAGAAUACUGAGAGAGUUGAAAAUAGAAUAUUAUCAUCAAUUCUCAGUUCGUCCAAUAUUGCUUCUGCUCUAUCAUUUCUUAUUUCUGAUCCCAUUCAAUUGAUAGCAGAAGAUUCUAUAGCUGUUCUUGGACUACAAAUAGCCACUAUGGUUUGUAUGGCUUGUAGUUCUUGUUGUUGUUGUUCAUGUCGUUGUUCACGUUAUCGUACAUCUGGCUCAGCUUCAUCUGCGGAAUACGAUGUUGAGCCAGCGUCUUCGUCAGCAUCAACGUCUUCGUCUACGCCUGGUUUCAUUGGUCAUUCUGCGUGUACUGUCCGAACGUCAAAUGCAUCGUCUACAUCAUAUAAAUCGCGAUUAAUUGGAAAACGACGACGUACAUCAAGGGUUAUCAAUGAUUUUCACCAAAAAUCAACUGAUUCCUCUGAUGACGUUGAUCGUAUCCUUUAUACGCCGCCUGUUGACGUUUCUAUUCCGUUACCAUAUAUUGAUAUUGAUGGGACUGAUCCCGAUUGUUGCAGAACCAAACGGAAACCCGGCUUUCGCCCACUUCGACGAUCCAGUGCACCAGCAAGCGGUCUUGCCGCAGGAUCUUUAGAAGAAGUUUCCAACGAACAGCGACCAAAAACAAAAGGAAAAAUGGAGAGGCCAGGGUUCUUCCAAAGAUGGUUCGGAGGAGGAGGACCAGAAUCUGAACAACAACAACAACAACAAGACACAAGAGGACGACAAAUUCAACGAGAAAGACGAUCUCCUACAAGGGAUGAAGAUGACUAUGCGACAAUUGAUCGAAUCCGAUAUGGAAAGCGAGAAUUAUCCAUGCCAGCCUCACCUCGAAGCGUUCACUUCGUGGAUGAUUCAGGUCUUAAUAGAGCGCAUUUACAAUACAGACCUCGGGGCGUAGGUAAUCCUCGUGGACCAGGAUCUCGAUCUAUUCAAACCUCACUUAACGAACUUGACCAAGCAACUCUUGAUCUGCUUAAACUAUCAUCUGAACCAGAACGUAAACGGCAGCAUACAGCUUUUAAUAAUUCCAAACGGGUAAACACAAAUGCGGAUCAUUUGCAAAAAGCUGCUUCAACUAGUUCAGUUAAUCGAUAUAUCAAAACUCAAGACGGAGGUCAAUUGAAAGCUUCAAACGUUUUCACAUGGGAUGCAAAUCAAAGUGGAAGAUCAGAAUCCGAACACGAUCUUUCUGAUGCUGAGCAUUAUAGAUCGGUCGGUUUAUCCCCUCAGGCUAUUCGAAGAAAUGAGCAAAUUCACACCAAAACGAAUACAAUUCCUGUCCGUCAAACGGAAGCGGUUGUAGAAUAUGAAGAAGAACGAAAACUACCUCCUGUUGUUCGAACAACGGUUGAAGGCAAGCUUAAAAUGGAAAAAAUUGUUGGAGCUGACUUGAUUACUGUCGAUAGUUGCAUUUCCAGCGCUUGGACAGUCAAAGACACUGUAACUAACUAUAAGAUCAAAACAACAAUUGGAAAGAAAAGUAUCAUCUUAGAAGAAGUCAAAGAUGGUCAAUCGAAAUACAAAAUCACUCUCAUUGAGAAUGGUCAAACGAAAAUGGAAAGAGAAGCGAAUUUGGAUGUUCCAGACUUUAUGAACAAGAAAGAUUAUCUUGCUGAAGUUGGACAGCGUCUUCUACAAGAUCUUCGUGAAGACGGAGAAGAUGUCUCUGCUGUAACUCAUGUGGAAAUUGAAGUUAUUGAAGAUGUUACAAACAUUCUCAAAACCUAUGUUAUCGGUGAACGUGCUGAUGAUUGGUUAGAAGAACCUGUACCACAGCUUCAUUAUGAAGAAACAGCUGAUAAUACGCCACCACCGGUUGAAAAAGUCGAAAAGCUCUAUGUUGACGAAUUUGAUAAAGCCGACGAAGAGCUUGUCGAUCCUGAAAAGGCUGAUAUUCAUUUGGAAAGAGACGGAAAGCAUUAUGAUGGGGAAACAUCAUUACGACGAUUACGACGACUUGAAACAAGUGAUUCUAUUGAAAGUCGUGCAACUGUCGAACCUCGAUGUUCUCAUGCAUUUGCUGACUGCGAUUUGGUACGUAAUGAGGACAGCUCUAACUAUACUGUACGUAUUGCUGUUCCUCUUCUACAUGCCAUUUCCCUUCUGCUCAAGCGACGACCUUUACAACGACAACAAAAAGCUGUUCAAGAAAUUGUUGAAGAGCAAAAGGUUGUGGUUGCUGAAGAGAAGCCAAAGGAAGAAAAGGUUGAUGAACACCGGGCUAAAGUUAUACAAGAAAUGACUCAAAUAACUGAGUUUGAAGAAAUUCGAAUUGAAAGUCGAUCUGCUCGUGAAGAACAACCAAAACAGAAGAAAGAGCCACGUGAAGUUGAAGCUGAAGGAGCUAACUAUGAAAUGCUCCAAGAUGGUCAACGAUUUACUGGCGACACCGUUAUCCGUCGUCAAGGACGCGCUGCUGACUCUGAAUCUUCUGAAGAACUUCCUCCACCUAAAAAGAUCACUCAGUUUAUCGAAAGAGAAGCUGAAGGUGGACAAUACGAACUUGAAGUGGAAGGAAUUAAUAUUCGUGGAGAGACUCACUUACGGCGAGGCGGAAACAAACGAUAUGAAUCAGAAUCAGACGAAUCAGUUCAAUGGAACAAUGGAUCUCCUACCUUAGUCGACUUGAUCAAGAAGGAAUCCAGUUCUUACUUUGAAGUUUCUUUGGAAACUCCAAACAAUUCUGAACCACUUGAGAUGAAUGUGAAACGAGCUGUUAUGAAGAAGGAAACAUGCGAUGUUAGCUGUAGCUUAAUGCAGCCAACAACAGAUUCUGAAGAAGCUAGUGGAACAAUGAAGGACAUCAAUCGUUGGUCCGAAACGUAUAAUGGACGCGAACUCGGCGAAGAAUACGUUACAGUUGCAUUCGGUUUACAAAACCUUCUCCAAUCUUCUCAAAUUGCUCAAGAAACGGAGAAAAACCUGUCUGCUAUUGGUCAAGCUUCCGCUACUGGCCGUUUCCGCGAAAUGCGCGAAGAACAAGCUGUACUUAUGUACGGAUUUGAGAAUAGCCUGAAAAACAAAGCUCGUGCUGAAGCAGAGCACGUAUCAGCUGAGAAGCUGAAACAAACAAUAUCCUUUUAUGCCGCCGCUGCUGAGCUGGAACAGAUCGAGACUACGUGCACUAUUGCCCCAUCCGAUGCCGAGACUGGUCGCGCUGGUGUUGAAACAACACGAGCAAUGCCGCUCGUCUACACUCUGGCAGGUACGUUACUUGAGAGUUCGUCAGAGCAAGCGACUAGUUGUCUGUUCCUUCAAAAAGACCCAGGCACUAAUCAGCAUCUGAUAGCUGUUGAGGGUACGGUUCGUGAUCGGGAUAGUCAACGGGUAGAAAUGGGCUGUUGGGCUAGCCAAGAGCGUACAAUUAAUUCUCAGCAAGCUAUUGCCCGUAGUCUUAGUCAACCAAGUAGUUUGAACACCGAGAAGAGAUUAAAAACUUCUCAUAACCAAUCUACAACCUGGCGUGGUUGGGCUUCUGAAGACCAUCAUACCACCACAACAUGCCAAUUGGUUGGUCGAUCUUGUCAAACAGCUCAAGCAGCGGUGCGUCUUAACGAUCGACAGAAAACAUAUGUCGAUGCCGAUGUGGCUGAAUUUGGAAAUGCUCAUGAGACGUGUGCCGUCAUGCUGAAGAAUACCGGAGGAGUUUACGGAACAACGUCAGCUAACUUAGCUGAAACAGUGACAGGUGGGUCAUCCGCUGCUGCCUUCACAAGCAACAGCGCUUUGUCUUCUUCUUCUUCCUCUUUCUUCAAUUCAUUCGCAUCCUCUCAAAGUCAAUUUUCUUCUGAAUCCCUUUACUCAGCGCGAUUAGAUAAAAACUGGCAUUUACCUUGCUUUCGAACAAUGUUGCCGGCGACGGCUGAUACGCGCGUAACUUUGCCCCAAGCGGCCACAACCAGCUCUGCCUCUUUCCACCUGAAAUCCCUUUCUGAGCACCACCGACGUCAACCGGAAGAGACGUUCCAGCAAGAGCUUCGUCUUCGUAGACGUGAGCAACUUUCUGAAACGACUGUCUGGCUUGUCUUCCGUCAACAAUUGGCUAAUUAUCAAAGAGCACGAUUACUAAUUGAAACAGACGAACGACUGUAUUCGAAAUCGGAAUACAGAGAAAUGUCAAAAACUAGCUUGAGCAGAAGCAGUAGCAGCACAAUGACAACUCAAACUAUGUUCGAGACAAAAGGACAGCAAACAGAUUAUCAAGAUGAGAUGAAACUCAAUGAAGACUAUCAGAUGUAUCAAAGUCAAGAGCAGUAUCAGCAGCAUCAGCAGUUGCAGCAAACCAGCCAUCAUCAAGAUGUUCAAAGCUCAAUCAAUCAACCUCAACCUCAAUCUUCAUCAACACCUUCAAUCAAUGAUGUAGCCGUUGAAAUUCUACAAAUCGACAAUUCCAUUCAUGCUGAACGAACCAAUCAAACACGAUCAUCAAUUCCAAGAGAAGAAUGUGCUCUCAAAGCUCAACAAUCGCAAGAAGAAUCUACACAUACAUUCAUUUCAUCCGAUUCGUCAUGUCAAGGUGUGAGACGAACACUCCAACUCAAAAACCUUUCCUAUGACUCAAAAUCCAUGGAUGCCUCCCAAGACGCCCACUCUCACGAUGAGUUCCAACUUACUCAACGAGAUGGUGCUAACAGUUCUGACCGAGUCAUUCCUUUGACUUCCAAAGAUUCAACCAACAGCAGCUUCGCCAUCUCAGAAGGAGAAUUAUCCACUUCCUUCACUCAUCCAAACCAAGCUGGCUCCACUGGCUCCAGUUCUUCUGAUCUGGUUGACAGUACAGGUGAGAAGGUCAAUGCUUCGUACAAUGAGUUCGGCACAGCAUCAGUUGGUACAUCUGGUUCAGUUGGAACCAUCACAGCUCCUGUUCCACAAGCUGCUGAAUCUCAGCACGUAUUCUCCACAAAUACGUUGAACAAGCAAUCAUUGCAUACCAUGGCAUCUUCUGUUGAAGAUUCGACGGUGACUUCUAAUCUGAUGAGAAGUCCUGGAACGCAUGAAGCUAAGCUUGACGCGACUAUCGCUUCCAAAGAAGGAACUGUUGGAAGCUUCCUCGAGUCAGGAGAUGUCUCUACCAGUGUUGGCUUCACUGAAAUGAAAAAGCAAGAAUUGAUAGAGUCGCAUGUCAAGCUGCAGGAAACUAACAGAUCUGGUGCUUCGAUCAGAUCUAAAGAAGUUUCCGAAGAAUCAGCUUCAACUGUUAUUAGCACGACUAGCAACCUUGAAGGAGCUUCCAAACUUUUCAAAUCCACAGAAACGCUUGCCGGAGGACAGCUACACACCAGAGCUGCACAAGAAGCCCNAGAUGGUGCCAACAGUUCUGACCGAGUCAUUCCUUUGACUUCCAAAGACUCAACCAAGAGCAACUUCGCUAUCUCAGAAGGAGAAUUAUCCACUUCCUUCACUCAUCCAAACCAAGCCGGCUCCAGCUCUUCCAAGUUUACUGACCACACAGAUGAGCAGGUCAAUGCUUCGUACAAUGAGUUCGGCACAGCAUCAGUUGCUACAUCCGGUUCAGUUGGAACCAUCACAGCUCCUGUUCCACAAGCUGCUGNUAUCCACUUCCUUCACUCAUCCAAACCAAGCUGGCUCCAGUUCUUCUGA